AUGUCCAUCUUCCUGCCACUUCUCACCGAGGAGAACGACGCUCUUUUUCAGGCCCUCAAUCGCAUAGGCCCCGUCGUCGUAUCUUCAAAUUCUUCUGGUCCACUCCCUUCACCCCCAGAUCAUUGCUAUCUCCUUCUCGACUCAGAUGUCCCUCUGGACUUGGAGGCCAUCGCAGCCUGGUUGGACGAGGGCAUAGAGAAGCUCAUAGUCAACCUUUCCAUCGCCCAGGAACUUAUCGGUGUCAUUCCCCCUGAUCGUCUCAUCGUUCUACUCGAUGGGACCAACAUCAGCGCCAUCUCGGACAAAGUUCGAAAAGCCGUUUCUGGCGUGUUGCUGAAAACCCAGAACGUUGAUCUAGAUUUAGUUUCAUCCAUAUCCAAUUUUUUUGCGGGCUCCACUACUUAUAUUCUAUCUACCUCGGAAGAGAUCCCUACACUUUCCAUCCUCCGACAGCUAUCGGCGAUGGGGGCCAUUCUGGUCCUACCCGACACACAGCUUACCUUGGACGCCACAUCUAACACCAAGAUCAACGUUGCCGAUGCUUUCCUUGCACCGUUACAGUCAGAUAGACCCGAUCGCCUCUUCCCGACUAUCGUCUCAAACGAGACAGGACACACUCUUGGUCUGGUUUACUCCUCUCCUGAAUCGGUCAAGGAGAGCAUCAUAACGGGGAAGGGUGUGUAUCAAUCUCGCAAGCAUGGGUUAUGGCGGAAAGGGGAAACUUCUGGCGCAACCCAAAGAGUGGUCCAGAUUCGCGUUGAUUGCGAUUCGGACAGUCUUGAGUUCCGUGUCGUGCAACACGGUCUUGGAUUUUGCCAUCUUAAUCGACAGUCCUGCUUCGGCAAGGCGACUGGGCUUCCCGCACUUGAGAGCGUUCUUCAAUCCCGUUUUGACAGCGCACCAGACGGAUCUUAUACCAAACGCCUUUUUAGCGAUCCUGGGCUGCUACGGUCCAAAAUUAUGGAAGAAGCGGAUGAGCUCUGCAAGGCAGAGUCAAAAGAGGAUGUCUCGUUCGAAGCUGCUGACCUUUUCUACUUUGCGUUAGCCAAGUGCGUCGCGGCAGGAGUGGGCAUCGCAGAUAUUGAACGGUCACUGGAUAAAAAGGCGAAAAAGGUUACUCGGAGACCUGGCAACGCGAAACCUCAAUGGUCAACUAAGAAACAGCAAGACUCUGUUGUAGUAACUUACCCACUCCCCAGCGCGGCACCUGCAUCGGGAACAAUUCGUAUGCGUACCUUCGAUCUCUCGUCUCUGUCCUCACAAGAAUACACACAAUUGCUCCGGAGACCUGUUUUGAAGUCGGAUGAGAUGAUCGGGAAAGUCAAACCGAUCGUCGAGGAAGUUCGUGCUCGAGGAGACGAAGCCCUUCUCGAAUUCACCGCAAAAUUUGACAAAGCUCAACUCACUUCCACCGUUGUCUUCGCCCCGUUCGCACCAGAAACUAUGCAGGUGGAAGCGGAUGUACGAAACGCGAUCGAUACUGCAUACGCGAACAUCCACAAGUUCCACAGUGCUCAGAUGGACACGCCACUAGUCGUAGAGACUAUGCCAGGUGUUACAUGCUCGCGGUUCGCACGUCCCAUUGCUCGAGUCGGGUUAUAUGUUCCUGGAGGUACCGCCAUCCUUCCUUCGACAGCUCUUAUGCUUGGUAUUCCUGCGCAGGUUGCAGGAUGCAAGAACAUCGUCCUUGCGACACCUCCGAGAACUGACGGCAGCAUUUCGCCAGAAGUUGUCUACGUUGCUCACCUGGUCGGCGCGUCAGCUAUUUUGAAAGCUGGCGGAGCUCAAGCUGUGGCCGCCAUGGCAUAUGGAACUGCGACUGCUCCAAAGGUGGACAAAAUAUUUGGUCCUGGAAACCAAUGGGUCACCGCAGCAAAAAUGUUGGUGCAGAAUGACACAGAUGCUCUUGUCUCAAUCGAUAUGCCUGCUGGACCUUCAGAAGUUCUAGUCAUCGCUGACUAUACUGCAAAUCCCGCAUUUGUUGCGGCAGAUCUGCUGUCACAGGCCGAGCAUGGUGUCGACUCUCAAGUUGUUCUGGUAGCUGUGGAUUUACUUCCCGACCAUUUGGCGGCAAUCGAAAGGGAAGUGGACGUGCAAGCGCGCGCUUUAUCCAGAGUGGAUAUUGUUCGCCAGUCGAUCGCGAAGAGCAUCAUCCUGAAGGUUGCCACUGCUGGGGAAGCUAUUGCUUUCUCAAAUGACUAUGCACCUGAACACCUCAUCCUGCAUCUGGACAAUGCAAGCCAAAAAGUCUCCCAGAUUGACAAUGCUGGCAGUGUCUUCGUGGGGCCAUAUACGCCAGAAAGCUGCGGUGACUAUGCCUCGGGCACGAAUCACACCUUACCAACCAAUGGUUAUGCGCGCCAAUUCAGUGGCGUCAACACUAUGUCAUUCCAGAAGCACAUAACCUCUCAAGAGAUUACGGCGGAAGGACUUGGCAACCUCGGCCCAGUGGUUGCAACGUUGGCAGACUGUGAGGGUUUGCAGGCACACGCAAAUGCAGUUCGUAUAAGGCUGCGCGAACAACGCUCAUAA
This is a messenger RNA of Laccaria bicolor S238N-H82, 2532 nucleotides long. RefSeq lists its product as uncharacterized. The transcript is spliced from 3 exons. The record is from RefSeq and is a predicted model, not a curated record. Gene Ontology annotation, cellular component: cytoplasm. Lineage: Eukaryota; Fungi; Basidiomycota; Agaricomycetes; Agaricales; Hydnangiaceae. Bases 1 to 2532 code for a protein of 843 amino acids. Gene Ontology annotation, molecular function: phosphoribosyl-ATP diphosphatase activity; phosphoribosyl-AMP cyclohydrolase activity; NAD binding. Gene Ontology annotation, biological process: L-histidine biosynthetic process.